AUGGCCCCAGUGAGAGUAAAUCAUUGUGCCCGCCAAGCUGGUGCUGAAUCCCAGUUCCCUCUAAGUCAGACUUUCCACAUGAGGAAAAGCGGGAACUGUGUUGGCUCUGGCCGAGAUGGUGGAUGCGAACUCCAGAAAAACGCAGGCUGCAGCUGGGCCCACCUCGGAUCGUCCCUGCUGGAGGCGGACGGCACCCCGGGGAGGAGGAGCCAGCCCCGUAAGGUCGGAGCCCGCGAGCGCCGGAGGGCCGGCAGGAUCGAGGCUCCGCAGCGCCCAGCAGCCCGGCCUCCCCGCUGCCUGCGCCCCCGCGCCGCCUCCCCUCGCCGCCUGGAAGAAGGAUCCUACUGCCAUCUGCCUCAGGUUUGCAUUCUCAGUAUUUGGGUCCGUCCUGAAUGGAGAAGGGAGAGACUAGGCCUGCGAACGUCUGCAAGAAGGGCCUUGUCCACCUCAGCACUGGAGCACUUCUCCGUUUGCAAUUUCUUUUUGUGUACUAGUUUACAGUUUUUCUGUGCAACUAGAAGCAAGAUACAAGCUAACGACAAUAAUAUUGCUCAUCCAAUUCAUCCUUCUGACUACUCCACUGUGGUGAUGACAGCUGAGUGGUGUUUGAAGUCACAAAUGUCACUGCUUUCACUUAGUAUACGAAUUAAAGUCGGCAUGGCCAAGGAAAGAGGGGCCAAAGACGAAGCAAGAUGGGAACUCCACUGGCGUCGGAGGCUGGAGGUGGGAAUAUGGACUCGGAAGUCUGGAGUGUCCACUAGCGGGCUGUCCAAGGAGAACCCCAGUGGCCAUCAGGACCAGGGAAGAGGAGCAAGAUGGACUGUGUGGACAGAAGAGCAUCACUUCUCAGCUGAGAGCCCUGGGAAGCAGCCUCAGACGGGUGUCUGCACGCUCGUGUGCACGGCAGCACGAUUCACAACAGCGGAAAGGUGGAAGCAACCCGAAGGCCCAUCCGUGGUCCAUGAAAUCCGAGAGUCUGGGAACCAUUCCCCUGGAGGGUGUGAGGGGAAACCAAGGAAGAGCCAGAGGAAAUGGGUGUGAGUGGAGCCCGAACUUACUCACAACGCGAAUUUCCUGACAGCCUUCAACUGAUUGGAUGAGGCCCACCCCACGGUAAAGAGGACAACCUGCUGCUGUACGUUUUAUUUAUUUGCGAGAGAGAAAGAGUGAGCAGGAGGAAGAGUGAGAGAGAACCUGAAGCUGACUCCACGCUAGGCUCAGAGCCCGACGUGAGGCUCCAUCCCACCACCACGAAAUCAUGACCUGAGCCGAAACCAAGAGUUGGACACUUACCCACCUGAGCCACCCAGUCUCCCCCCCUUUGCCCCUUUUUAAUUGGGUUGUAUUUUUUUUGCCAUUGAGUUGUAGGAGUUCUUAUAUAUUUUCUUUUAAUUUUUUUAAUUGAGAAGUAGGUGUAAUCUUCUUUAGCAUUUUAUGCCUUUUGAUGACCUAGUAUGGCGCAGGUAUUCCUUAUAUAUUUUAGAUAUUAACCCUUCACACAUGGUUUGCAAAUACUUCAUCCCAUCCUGCAGGUUGCCUUUUUACUCUAUGAAUUAUUUCCAUUGCCACACAGAAGCUCUUUAGUUUACUGUCAUCCUACUUGUCUAUUCUAGCUUUUGUUGCCUGUGCUUUUGGUGUCAUACCCAAGAAAUCAUUGCCAAGACCGUUCGGUUCCUUAAGAGUGAGUGUAUUCUUUCUCCCCUCGGGCGGUGCUCCUCAAAGCUUGUACUCACAUUUUCCCUACAAAACCAAAUCAUUUGAUUUUUAGUGAUGACCUUUUAAACUGAAUUUACAAUAGAACCAGCAGUAAUUUCAGAUAUUUCACCUUUAACAGAAUAAACCUCCCAAAACUUUACGUUGAUUCCAUGAAUUGUAUGAAACAACAACACACAAGCACCAUUCUUGGGCUGAACUGCUUUUCUUUUUGAAACAUCUCAUGACACCAUAUCAAACCACUAGCGUUAACCCUUUGCAAAGUUCUGCCACCGCCAAUGGAGCCAACACAGUGAUUGCCUCAUGUAUCACGUCUGCAAGAAAAUGUGAAAUAAAAAAAGAGCAAAAUUAACUUAGGAGAACAGCUAUCUGAUAUAAACAAAAGCUCGUGCCUCACAGGGUGAUGUGUAAAUGGCAGCUGUGCACGUCACUGUUGUCUGUGGGAAUAACUACUUACCUGCUUCAAAUAUAUCCUAACCUGCAAGAGGUGCCCGUAUCUCGCAGUGCCCUCUGGGUUUCAUGUGAUCCACGGCAGAACAACAGCCCUCAGGGCAGAUGGUAAAUAGCAACAAACAUUUUGACCAAGCUGUUUUUUUUUAAAGAUUGAUUGAUUGAUUGAUUUUGUUUAUUUAUUUUGGAGAGAGAGAGAGCGCGGAUGGGGGCAGGAGGGGCAGAAGGAGAGGGAGAGAGAAUCCCAAGUGUGAUGCAGGGCUCAAUCUCACAACCCUGAGAUCAUGACCUGAGCAGAAACCAAGAGUCGGAGGCUUAACAACUGAGCCCAGACACCCCUUGACCAAAUCGUUUAAAGGGCCCACUUCUAGGGCUGCUCCUGAGACCAUUGCUUCUUAUUCUGGUGGUCAUGCAUUACCUGCUUGCUGUCUCCGAAAACUUUAAGGAUUUUUUUUUUAAACCUCUGGUGUCUUCAUUUUACAGCAUUACAGCUUGUUGCGUGUGUGUGCGUGUGUGUUCUACGUGCUCAGUGGGGCCUUUAAAUUUAUGAAGUCAUGUCUUUAAAUUCUAGAGAAAAUGUUUAUUUCUGUAGUUGAUGUUGCUAAUUGCGGCCUAGUACAUCUUUUCUUCUUUUUUACUACCAGAAUGUCUGUACCUAGGACAGCAAGGUGCCUCACUGGAAUUUCCCAGCCACCCUCCUUGGCCACUGUCUUCCCACGGACCCACGCCGCCUCUCCGGGAUGCUGCCACCGCUGGGAAAGACUCGGGCUGACACCUGCAGGACGCCUAGGAGGUGCCCGGCACUCCCCACGCUCCCACCAUCGCGAACAGCGUUGCCUCCAGUGACUCUGUAUUAUCAUCCCCCACGGGGAAGGAAGGCACAGAGCACUGAACUCUCCUGAGCAAGUGCACGUAGUCCAAACGGGACGCGCGGUUCAGAGCCAGGAUUUGAACCAAGGAAGUGCUGCUCUGGAGUCUUUGCUGGUGUGACUGCAGAAAGAUGAACAUAUUGAAUGCAUGUAGCCCCCUGUAACUUCAAAAACAUUUCACAUUCUCUCGUCUGAGCCUCUGACUUCCGAUAGGAAGAGCGAGGUAAGUCAGCCUUUUACCUGGAGGUGCCCUGACGUGCUGCGGUUCAAGCUCCGUAGCCCGAAGCUCAGCUGUGCCACUGGUUCAUCUUGAUGAUUACGAACCUUCCUUGACACACUGUUCCACAAAGAGGCACUGUAAAGCUAAUAUAAAUAUUAGACUGCAAGUUAUAAAUUGUUGACUUAAACCUCAGAAAGCAUUUUCCCACAGAAAUAACGUGAGUCAUGGUGAGUAGGCGCGUAGGCUAACCCGCAAAUGCCAGAACGCGUCUUACUGUUUCCACAGUAACCACAGCACUCCAGGGCCUGGCGUGGACAGCAGCCCCGCCGGGAAGCGGAGGGACUGCAGGCCGCGGCCGUGUCCCCCACCCCCGGAGGGAUGAGGCCUAGAGGUGAAGAGGUAUCUGGGGCGGGGGGGCACAUGCCAAAGCCAGUUGUGAGCUGAGGGUUUGUAAAGUGGGAACGGCUGGGCGUGCUCCAUACCUAGGGCUCCACCCAAACCCAAGCCACUUAAGUACAAGGGAGUAAAAUUUGCCAUUUAAUCAGAGAGAUUUCCUGGCACAACACAUACUGCCCGUCUAGGGGACAUGGGAACCUGAGCUGCUAUGCUUAAAGAACCAAGGGUGGACAGAGGCCAGCUCAGAGCCAUUUGUAGGACACUAUGUCCAAGUAGCCCAAUUUCCCAGCAGAAUUCUGCUUUCUCUCUCGUUGUUGGGCCCCUAGUUUUACCAUGAACCUACAGACCUUGUAUGGUUAGAGGCCCUUUUUGUAUCACGGCGACAUGAGAAGAUUUGUAUUCUGAGCUAAUAUGAUCAGUCAUUUUUAAUGAAGCCUUCUGACUUUUACCAGAUUCCAAAUUAGGGAUCUUCUGGGGAAACAGCAUUUGCCAGCUUGACCCAGAAUAAGAGCUGGGCAUUAUCAUGCCUACAGUGAUUAAUUAUAAUAAUUAUAAUCAUAAUACUCAUUCAUUCACUCCUUCAAUUAUGUAUCUAUUUCCUUGGCUCAUUCCAAAAAUCAUGUGAGGUGACCCAGUGUAAUGACGAGGAAGAUCUGAGUCCGUGAAUUCAUUGGAUCCCCUGCAAUUAUAGAAGAGUAAAUAUUUCUCUGCAGAGGGCUGGUUUUUCCUAUUGCCAGUGAUCAGAGAUUGUUUGAUUUUAUUUUGUCUUUUUUUCCUGGAAGAAAUUAAGCAGGUCUUACCACCGAACCUGACUCCUGGCCACAAAGGAUCCCUGGUGUUUAUUAUCAGAGAGGAUCUGUUUAUCCAUUCAUCCACUGAGGGACCUUGUAUUGCUUCUACUCUUCGCUAUUACAGACAGCACUGCUGUGAGCGUUCAGGUACAGAGGUAUUUGUUUUAAAUUCUUGGGGGUCUAUACCUCAGAGUAGAAUUACUCAUCCCAUGAUAAUUCUAUGUUUAACUUAUGGAGGAACCACCAAAAUGUGGUUCCUCCUCAGCCUCCUCCUUCCCAGGCUUUUGGGUCUGUCUGCUGCUUGUCCGGUCCUACACCUUGCCCCAGACAUUUACAAGCAUUUUCCCUUUUUCCAUGCUUUCCCUUUUCUGUGAUGUCAAUCACCCACCUUUAGAUUUUGCUCCAUCAUUUCAUUUCUCUAAUUUUCCUCAAUAUUCCUUUCUCCUCUGGUGUCUUCCCUUGGAUAAAAAAUGACUCUGGUCUCAUCAUCAAAAAGAAAAGCAUCUCUGUCCAAUUUCUCGUCUCUGAAGAGUUGUCCACAUUCUCUCUCUCCCCUUCAAUUUCCUUUCACCUCUCAAACUCCUGCACUCUGGUGUCUAUGAGAGCUCCGUCCCUAAAGACCACAUGUGACUUCCCAAUUGCUCUGAGCAGUGAGUGUCUGUCAGUACUCUUCUUCUGUCUUUCUGUCCAGCAACUCUUCCUUGUUAACUUGUCCCUCCUUCCUUGACACUUGCUCUCCUUGACUUCCAGGACAUUCCCUGGUUUGUGAUUCCUGACAUUUAGGAUUCCUCUUCUCUCUUGUAGGCGUGAGUCUCUCCACUCGGUCCUUAGACUCCAGUGUCCCCCAAGGCUUAAUCCUCCACCCACAGUCCUUGCUACACUCUGUCUAGGUGACCUCAUCCACAUUCACCGUUUCAACAUCGUCUAUGCAUGGAUAACUCCCAAAUCUCUUUCGCUAGUGCUUCUAUUUCCCCCCCUAAGAAGAGGACUCAGCUCUCCUUUUGCCUACUGGCUGGAUAGAUGAAUAUGCAUCUCACAGGUAUCAAAGCAGAACCUAAUCUAUGUCUUCCUCCUAUGUUCUUGAUCACAGAUGGUAACAUCACUUGUCACUAGGUCAGAAACCUCAGUGUCAUUCAAAACUCCUUCCUGUCCCUCACCAUCACCACCCAGACAAUCACCCAGUAUUUCUCAAGGUGGUCCAGUUUUCCCCUUCCUCAUUACCAACAUCCCAAUCCAGGCAGGCAUCAUUCUCUCUUGGACCCCUAUGCCAGCAUCCUCACCAGUCUCUCUUCCUCAGUCUUAUCACCCCCUAAUCCUUUUCCUCAGCUGCCAAAGAGAUCCUUCUUACAUGCAGAUGUAUUCACACCUUCCUGCUUUCUAUUGCUCAGUGGCUGCCUAUCUCCCACAGCUCCUUCACUGAUCUACACACCCCUCAUCUCUGGCACUUCCUGCCUCUGACUUUGUUAGAGCAACUCUGGACUGCAGCCAUCCCACUGCAUUCACCAUGCCUUUUCCUGCCUCCGUGCCUCCCCCCUUUCUCCUGCUCCAUAACUCCUGCUCACAUCGUCCCUGAGGGCUUCCUUGGCCCCAUCCUCAGGUCGUUACUCUGAGUUCCUGCAACACAUCAGGCCCUUUGCUGUGGUUGUGUCUUUAUACCUUUCUGUAGUGAUCUGUUUCCAUGUCUUUCUCUUUCACAGGGUUGGAAGCUCCUUGGAUACCCAUCACUUGGCUCCAUUCCUACUACGUUGUUUUGAUCCUCAAAAUUAGUAGGAUGAAUGAAUAACAGAUUAUCCCCCCUUUCUGUGGGAAAGGACCAGUAAAAGAGAAAUUAGAGGCAAUAACUGGAGACAAUAUGAGAAAUACUUCAAAUAGAAAACAUCACACUGUUGGUUAAUCUCAUUUUUUUUUUAAAGUCGUGGCAUUUAAAAUAUGUUUAAGAGUAGCAUUUAAAUUCUAGGAAUUCUGAAUUGGGAAGAAUUAUCAGAGGUCAUCUGUCUCAAUCUCCAGUUUCUAAAGUACAUAGUUAAAAAGAGGGGAAAAAUGGUCAUUUAAAAAAAUGCCUUUUAAAAACAGCUUUCUCUAUCUCAACCCCUUGGACAAUGAGCCUUUCAGUCUCUGGGCCAGCUGAACGGAAACUGUUGAACUCCAAUAGGGACAUGGAAGCUUGGAGGACAGGACUGAAGGAGACUGGCCAUGGAGAAGACAGGGCAUUGCCUAGUGACUCGGGCAGCACCUGCCAUGGGCUUGUCCCUUCUACCUGAUGUUCCACGUAGCCCCGAGCAAGGAACCUUGCUUUUCCAGGUGCUGAUGCUAUCUCUGUCACGGAGAGAGCAUCGGGUGUACUUGCCUUCCUCGCUCUUGCUGUGUCACUGGUUAAUAAUGAUUUUUAAAUGUUAGAGGUUGGGAAAAUCUUCCUGAUUUUGUUCACUUAGGUCUAUUUGCGGAGGGCAGAGGUACUUGGCAAGUACUAUGAAAUGUCUAACAGACUGGAAGGGCUUUUACAUUAUAUGGAGAUAAAACUCAUUUGCGACUGUUUAAAGCAGAUAGUACAGAAGGAGAGGGAGAUUGGAGAGAAGGAAAUCAUUUUACUCCCCAGUCUGGUGAGAAGGAAGAGUGAUGUUGAAUCGCCCAGAGACAAUGAAGGAAUAACAAGGAAAGGGCGACAGGUAGAAAUGCUUGUCCAGCUGCUGGGAAAGCACCAUCACCAUACGCAGCACUGCCUGAAAGGCACAGAUCGCAAAAUCAGGAUCUGGGCCACAGAGCAGAGCUCUCAUGAGAGGAGGCAGAAUGAAUAAUAAGCCAAGACUGCAUGCUGGUCGACCGCAAAGUCAAGUCCAUAUCUGGGUAGAGUUAGCAGAAGAAAGAAAGCUGCCAGACUUGGAGUUGGGGGGGAUGGGAUUAGAAUAGCCUGAAGGGUGGAUGUGCAUGGAAAGAUCCCCUCAAGAAUUGGGAAGGGUUAAGGUCAAUCCAAGGCAGUGAUUCUUAAGGUGGGGGUGCUACGGGCAUCUAAUGAGUAGAGGCCGGGGAUACUGCUCCUCGUACAAUGCACAGGGCAAAGAACUAGCCAGUCCAAAGGUCAACUGUGCUAAGAUUGAGAAACCCUGAUCUAAGGGAAUUUUUCAACCUGACAAACAACCCCAGGGAGAGGGACUGGAUUUAUCAAAGGCCAAGUCACAGGUCCCCUCCCUAAUCUGACCAAGUAAAGGAGGCUGUUUGUGUCAGGCGACAGGAUCCUGCAUUCCGAGACCUCACGUUGGUGGCGAGAAAUCGGCUACAGUGGUGGUAUUUACAUCGCGGAAAUUGGCAAAUACUACAAAGCAGGGCUUGUGCCUCCCACGCUCCACACCCCGAGAGCCGAUUUUUCAACAGGUGCCCCCGCACCGCGGCUUCCCAGCUAGGAGGAAGGAGGUGAAUUCUCUUUCUCCCUCUCUCUCUGCUUUUUAAAGGGCGCUACCCUUAAACACGCAGCAAGUGCUGAUGGGAAACAGUAUGGCUUCCGGCGUCUCGGGAGUUCCGGCGCCACACGGCCCAGAUAGACCCCAGAAUGCAGGCACCCCGAAUUCGUGCUCAAACCCUCUUCCAAGCAGGACUCUGCUCUUCCUUCCGCUCCCCUGAGCGAAGAUGCGCACCUGAGGCAGGAGUGAGCAAUGCACAUUUUAUGGGCGGCGAGAGGGUUUAGUGGCGUACCACUCAGCGUUUCGUCCCCCAGCCCCCCGUUAGUCAUCUGCUCUUCCCCUCAUCAUUCUCCCCAUGGCAGCCAAGUGGAAACCAUGGUCACCCUUUCCUGUGCCACGCUAAGCACUUUAACUCCGUCUCAGCUCUCUCAAGCCCAGCCAGCAGCUGGCCCUGGCUCCCAGAAGACUCGGGAAAGCACAUUAUCAAAGCAGGCCACUUGCAGAGGGAUUGUAUCAUAAGGGUCCUGGAAGGAACAGAUGGAACUUUCCAAUGGGUAAUUUGAGGAGAAUUUAAUUGAGGGACCGUUUACAAAGGCAUAGGCAGAGUUUCAGGAAAACAACUCCAGGGUAGGAAGAGUGAACUGGCUUACUACCCAGUGGCAGGCAGAAUUCUAGGAUGACCUCCAAUGAGUCACAGCCUUGUCGAAUCGCCUGCCCUUGAAUGUGGGCGGACCCCUCAAAGCCAACAGAAUACAGCAGUUGUGAUGGAUGCCACUUCAGUGAUUAAGUCACCGUGCAAAACUCCUACAUCAUGGAAGACCAGAGGAGAGAGCCCCCCACUGGCCCUGAGGACAUGAGCUGCCCUGUUUUUUCAAAGGGUCACGUGGCAGGGAGGUAUGGGCAACCUCUAAGAGCUGAAAGCAACCCUCAGCUGACAGCCAGCAAGAAAGCAGGGACCUCAGUCCAACAACUGCAAGAAACUGAAUUCUGCCAAUAUCCACGUGAGCUUAGAAGGGAACCGACAUUCUAGAAAAGAGUUCUGUCUGGCUCAUGCCUAAGUUGUUGCCUUUUGAGACCCUGAGCAGAGAACCCAGCCAAGUCGUGCCCAGAUUCCUGACUCCUAGGAACUCUGCAUUAGAGCCUGCAUGUUUGUGACACCGGCCCCCCAAAUUCAUGUGGUGAAAUCCUCACCCCCAGUGUGACAGUAUUAGGAGGUGGGGACUUCUUAAGGUGAUUGGGUCAUGAUAGUGGAGCCCUCAUGAAUGGGAUUAGGGUCCUCAUAAGAGAAACCCAGAGAGCUCUCUUGCCCUCUUCCUGCCGUGUAAGGACACCAGGAGAAGACAGCCAUCCGCAUCUGGAAGAGGGUCCUCACCCGACCGUGCCAGCACGCUGAUCUCAGACUUCCCAGCCUCCAGGAUGGGAACAUGGGAAAAUGGAAGACAGUGUCUAGGACAUCCAAUCAAGGGGAGUCACGCUGACGGGUAACUGGUGACCAGGGAAGCUCUGUGUUCCUGAAACAUGAAAAAAUGGAGCUGGACUAGAAUGGGGACUUCUGACUUCCAACCUUAGAGGUUACUGAACUCUGCCGAAAUAUUACACGGGGCUACCUUUCAGUUGUGGAACGUGUCGAAGGCUGAGAAUGUUAUUCUGCCGUUGUCACCAUCAUCUAUCCCACUUGUUCAUGCACCCACCUGCGCAUGAGUGCCCCUGCUUGCUUUUUCAGCGUCCCAGUGUUACGGCGGAGUAUGGUAAGAUCAUGCAUGUUAUACAGUACUGGUGCACUGGUUACAGUUUCUAGUAUUUUGAUCCAUAAGGCAACAGAGGGUUGUAAAUUGUUGAAUUCUGGCAAGUAAUAGCUCUGUAUUCACCUAAGCACAUAUUAUGGGCUACAGAAUGGAAGAGCACUAGAGAUAACGCUUUGCAAACCCUCAUGCUGUGAUUACCGAUGCCGGUCUGAGAUCUGGCACUGGUUUGCCAUGGUCUUUUUCUUGAUUUGUGGUAACAUGAGGAAAAAAAGGACAAAGUAAGGAGUUUUCCAUAAAGUUAACUUUGUUCACUUUAAAGAGACUACCUUUUAUGCUGCGACUUGUCUUUCCUACUUUUGUGUGUGUGUUAAAAUGUACUUUCUUUAGUAGUAUUUUUAUGGUAUUUAUAGUUUAAAAAUGUUCUUGAGGGCAAUACUUACAACUGUUUUAUUCGCUAUUAUGUACUCAGCUUCGUGCCUGACGUAGGAGACUUAAUGACUAUUUAAAUGAAUGAGUAGAAGGUUGAUAUCCUUAGUUUGGUCACUAGUUUUUUCGGGUGGUGGGAUUUCACGAAUCCCUGAAAUCUAGAAGUCUGAUAAAUCUCCGAUCGUCACUCCUGAGGAGCGCUCCGAAGCACCUAGCGUAUUGGAAUGUCCCCGUCCCAAAUUCACAUCUGUUUGGUUCCUGAGAAGGUGACCAUAUUUGGAAAUAAGGUCUUUACAGAUGCAAUCAAAUUAAGAUGAGAUCAUAAUAAAUUAGAAUCGGCCCUCAUUCAAUGACUGGCAUCCUUAUAAGAAGAGGAGCUGGGAUAUAGAGACACAGGGACAAGGCCAUGCAAUGACAGAUGCCAGAAAACAGAGAUUGAAGGAUGGACCUCCAAGCCGAGGAACGCUGCAAACCACCAGAAGUUGCCUGAGGCAAGAAAGGUGUCCUCAGAGCUUUCAAAGGGUGCAUGGUCCUGGGGACACCUUGACAUUGGACUUCCACCCUCCAGAACUGUGAGAGAAUAAAUUUCUGUUGUUUCAA
Messenger RNA from Ailuropoda melanoleuca (giant panda), 10605 nucleotides. RefSeq lists its product as uncharacterized. The transcript has 16 exons. The record is from RefSeq and is a predicted model, not a curated record. Bases 1 to 1041 code for a protein of 346 amino acids. NCBI's taxonomy places the organism in Eukaryota, Metazoa, Chordata, Mammalia, Carnivora, Ursidae.